Messenger RNA from Anolis carolinensis (green anole), 7801 nucleotides. RefSeq names its product thiosulfate sulfurtransferase like domain containing 2 (gene tstd2). Lineage: Eukaryota; Metazoa; Chordata; Lepidosauria; Squamata; Anolidae. The transcript is spliced from 10 exons. The record is from RefSeq and is a predicted model, not a curated record. Bases 16 to 1800 code for a protein of 594 amino acids.
GAGUCAGAGCAGUUCAUGUGGGGUCAAACCGCAUUCAUUCUAGUGUGGCCGAGGCACCCUUUUUCGGUCCUUUGGCUCUCUCUGAAUUGCCAGCAGUCCCUGCAGAGAAGGGCUUCCAGGGAGGAGCCUUGCAAGAGAGAGAGAGAGAAAGCAAGACAUGCUUUCCCUUUGCAGAGAGUGCCAGCACAUUCAGCUGCCAGGCCAGGAAGAGGAGGAGGAGGAAAGGAAGGCAGUGCUGGGGACAGAGGGUGGCUGCAGGCGGAGAUUUCACAUCCAGGUCAUAGAGAAAAUUGUGUGCCCGGCUGCUAUGACAUAGCAAUGACCUCCUCUUUGUGCAACAGAGAAGAUGCAGCAGAGCUUUGCAUUUUAACACUCGCAGAACUAGAUCUGAAAGAGCAACCUCCUUUCUCACCCAAAGACCACCUGAAGGCUGAAUUAGAUGCCAGCACCAGAAAGAAGUAUGCUUCUGCAAAGAGAAAGGCAUUUGCUCUCUUCGUUAAAGCCAAGGAGAUGGUUGCUGAAACUUGUUAUCCCAUGUCUGCUUGUCAAGGGGCGGUUUUCUGGAGAUGCUGCCAACAGACUUUCAAAGACCUGACUGGUAUCCACAGGCAUGUCGCUGCCCACCAUUCAGGAGACGUGGGGCAGGAAACGUUGGGGAUAUUAAAGCAGAUGGCAGCUGGCAGCAACAACAUCACAAGCAGCCCAGUGACUGUGGAUGAAAUGCCUCGGCCCAGCCGGCCUCUCUAUCGCAGCCAGGAGAUGUUUCAGACACUCCCAGAUACAAGCCACAUCAGUGCCGAUGAAAUGGCAAGUGAGGUUGGGCAAGUUCUGCUUUACUAUUGUUACUGCGAGGUGGCAGAUCCUGGGGGACUCUGCGCAUGGCAGAAGGCUUUAUGUCAACACCUGCAUCUCACUGGCAAGGUCCGAAUAGCUUCUGAAGGAAUUAAUGGCACAGUUGGUGGAAGUAAGGUAGCGACUAACCUUUAUAUGGAUGCAAUGCUAUCUCAUCCCCUUUUUAAAGACAUUUUGAAGAGGGAAGAUUUCAAGACCAGUAAAGGAGGUGCACACUGCUUCCCAGACCUUCGAAUUGGUGUCUUUGAAGAAAUAGUCCCCAUGGGUAUUAACCCGGAGAAAGUCUCUUACAAAGAAACUGGAAUUCGUUUGACUCCAAAGGAGUUUCAUGUAGAAGUAGAAAAAUACCUCUUUCAGGGUAACAAAGGCCAAGCAGACACUAUUUUGCUGGACUGCAGGAACUUCUAUGAAAGUAAAAUAGGACAUUUCCAGGGUUGCUUGGCUCCAGACAUCAGAAAAUUCAGCUAUUUUCCUAUCUAUGUAGAUGAGAACCUUGACCUUUUCAGGGGCAAGCGGGUCCUGAUGUACUGCACAGGAGGAAUCCGUUGUGAGCGAGGCUCAGCCUACCUCAGAUCUAAGGGUGUAUGUAAAGGUGUGUUCCAUCUCAGGGGUGGCAUCCACAAGUACCUGGAAGAAUUUCCUGACGGGUUCUACCGGGGGAAGCUCUUUGUCUUUGAUGAACGUUACACCAUCCCCUCCAAUGGUGGUACGAUUUCAGCUUGCCGUUACUGUGGGAUGCUUUGGGACCAAUAUCGACUGUGCUCAACCCAGCCCUGCCACCAACUUGUCCUGACCUGCACAGAUUGUCAGCUGAAAGGAUUCACCGCCUGCUGCCCACUGUGUCAGGAAAAAGGCCUUGCACUGGCUGCAACCUCUUCUGGACAAGGCUUCAAGGAAGAGUGUGAGUGCACGGGGACACGGCAACGAAUUCCUGUAGAGCGUGUUUAACGAAGAGCUUCAGAGCAAGAUUCCCUCUUUACAGAAUCCUCUUGGAGACCUCCAACUCCAAGAUACAAUUUAGUGAGAUUUGGGGCAACCACUUCCAUUAGGCUGCUUAACCAACUUCCAAUUCAGGCUGUAGUCAGGGCUUCCUUACAAAACUAACUUACUCUUAGAAGCAAAAUACUGGUAUAUGCAAAGCAAAAAAACAAAAAAAACAAAAUUAAAACUCUAAUGGUGCUAUACAACUCAUGUGAAAUGUUCACCCCUUUCCUUUCAACUUGACGUGGAGUCUGGGCAGUAAGACACACUACUGUUCCUUGUAGCAGGAAUAAUAACGCAAUAAAUUGUCAUAGUUUUCAGGAAAGGGAAGGGAGCGCAAAAAGGUUCAGAUAAACUGUCACUUGUAUGCACUUUGAGAAACCUCACUGGGCGUUUAUCAAAGUGAUCUGCCCGCAAGCUUUUCAAGUUUUUCCUAAUUGAAAUACAUCUUUUGGGAAGGCAACAAGUCUGGCUCUGAGCAUAGGUGGAAAAGAUCUACAAUUCCCACGAGUGUAGCAUUUGUUCACUUUCAUGAUCCACCAGCCUUGUUCCCAAAUGCUGGGAUGUCAGCAAAGGGUUUCUGCUUGGUAGGAUCAAUCAGAAAGGCCUCCAUGGGGACCGGGCAGCCCUUGCACUUUAGUGUAUGCUGGCACUGUGUAUGGCAGGGAAAAUAUAAAUACUUAUAACAGACCAUUCAGAGUCUGCUAAGUUUACACUAAUAGCAGUGCUGAACUUGAUCUUGAAAAAUAUAGGCCCAAGUAACGCUAGAUAUGUCUCUCACUCUCAGCAAUCCACCAGUAAAAGAGAGCAGUAAUAGUAACAAUAGUGACCUCAACUGUAGGGUUAUUGCGAUAUAAAACCAAUACAGGCUGUGAAGGGCUUCAUAUUGGAAAAGUGCUAUCUUAAAUACCAGUAGGUAGUGACAGCAAUCUUGCAAGAUGACCAGUGAAGAAAACUCUGCAUAUCUUCCAUUUAUGAGUCUGAUACCAGACUUAAAAUGGGUUUAAGAUUAGAGAUUUGGCAUCUCUUGUCAGUGUCCGAUCAGCAUGUUUUUCAUGGAAAGCCUUUUCAAGAAUGGAGCCUUUGGGGACAGAAAGAACGCUUUCUGUCCCCAAAGGAACUGCUUAGCCAAUCCUCUUGGUACAGGUGCCAAAUACUGGUUCUCUUCCCCUCUAUUCUUGCAGAAGUUUUGCAGAUUUAAAUACAAGCUCUCUGCCUCUGUUUUCUUCUGGAGUGCAGGCUACUUGAGAGAGAGUCCACUGGGCUUCUUAGGCCCAAUUGAGAUAGUCAACAUAGGACUCUUCCGCACAGCCAUAUAUCCCAGAAUAUCAAGGCAAAAAAUUAUAGAAUCAUAGAAUUGUAGAGUUGGAAGAGACUUCACGAGCCAUCCAGUCCAACCCCCUGCAAGAAGCAGGAAAAUUUCAUUCAAAGCACCCCUGACAGAUGGCCAUCCAGCCUCUGCUUAAAUCCCACAAUAUCUGCUUUGAACUUGGUUAUCUGAGUCCACACUGCCAUAUAUUCCAGUUCGAAGAAGAUACUGUGGGAUUUCCUUCCUUAAUAUUCAGUGUUAUAUGGCUGUGUGGAAGGGCUCACAGGUAUACAAAUAAAACAGACUCAAUGAUAAGGAGCAUUGUGGUGAGCCUUAGAAGGUAAUGUAUUUGUUUUGCAGAAAUAUAGGUUCCCAAUGUGGAGAAAUGUAGCUGGAUAGAAAUUGAUUUUCUUUCUCCUAUUUUUCCUCCUCACACGGUUCACAGUGUGUAGUAACACAUCUGGGCAUUUUUUCUCAGUUUCAAAAUCAUUUUAGGUAGAGGGGAUGGUGUGACAAAAGACACAACAGGGAGGAAAGUUUUUAAGAAGCGACUUUGAGUUGCUGCACUAAUAUCCCUCCCCCCCCCCCCCCCGCCCCCAAUUCUGUGGUAUACAGACAAACUCCUCUGAACUCUCUUUGCAGACCAACCCAGACAGUUCAAGUGUGCUGAGGCAGGCAGCUCUCUCCUUCCACCCCCAUCCUUGCUCACUACCUCUGGCAGUGGCAGCAGCCUAUUUGAGCAGAGGGUAGAGAAGGCAAGCUAAUGCCUUAAAGCAGUGGUUUUCAACCUGUGGGUCCCCAGAUGUUUUGGCCUUCAACUCCCAGAAAUCCUAACAGCUGGUAAACUGGCUGGGAUUUCUGUGAGUUGUGGGCCAAAACGCCUGGGGAUCCACAGGUUGAAAACCACUGCUUUAAGCCUUUAAAAAUGAAUGUCAAACUAACCUGAGUCCACAUCUUUACCCUUUUUUCCUACUAGCUCCUUGCUAGCAGCACAGCUUGCCACAAAAAAGGACCACAUUGGUAGCUAACCAUAUACCCCUUCUUCUCUUCCCAUUGCUCAUACUGCAUCAGUACACAUUUAGUAGCAAGGAACAGGCAGAGACCAUGUUCUAUUACUGUGAAAAAUAAUGGAUUCCGGACCUGAUCACUGCAGGCAAAAUGUCAAUCCUAUUCUAGUAUGUUACUGCAAAGGCUAGCUAGUUUCUUCCAAACCAGGGGCAUGACGUUCGAAUCACUGCAUUUCUGCUCUUUAGGGAAAGGAAACUGGCAUCUAUAGUCAGCCAAAAUAUGACUGAACUGAAUCUGGUGAGGUUGCAUUCAAACUGUCUCAACUGCACUAAAAAGUUAUAUAUCUUGAAGCUCUGAAAUGUCUAUAUAGUAGCCAUAAAUCACCUCUUCAAUUUUUUAUUUAUUAAGUUUAAGAUCGAAGAAUAUCCUAACAGGAGGCAGUCAAAUCUACUACCCUUUUGCCCAACUCUUACCAUAUGUGUGUUUGAAAUGAAAUAAGGAGACAAUUAAAAGCUGACUUUGCUCCCACAAAGCUGACUUUGCUCCCACUGACAUUGCUGAUAUAGAGGGAUUGCUGGAUUCCUCAUAAUUUUGGAUAAGGCCUUAUGGCUGUGCUUUAACCCUUGUCACAAUUAGAAGAGAUUGAUGCAAAAGAGUAAGGGCUAACAAAACAUAUCAUCAAAAAGAAAUCCCUUUUUUACUAAUAUAUAUAUAGAGAGAGAUUGCUCCAGAAAUCUGAUUUGUGUGGGAACAAAUCACGCACAACCCUGGGUGAAUGGGAGACUGUUUGAGGCUUUAGCUGAGGUGAGGUACUUCAACAAUACACUCCUAGGACUGCUCACUAUACACAGAGGUGGAUUAGUACUGUAAACAUACAAUCUAUGCAACUGUUUGUAUUGCUAAAUAUUGCACAAAUUCAUAAACUAAAUGCAAACAUUUUGAUUUUUGGCUCUCCGGCUGGGAGGAAAUUUUAAGCAGCAGCUAGCAGCAUGCUUUGCUUUGCUUUCCAUUAGAGGAUCUGGUGUUGGUUUUGUAUGAUGUAUCAACAGACACAUCAAAGUUCCAGCAAUAACGGCCUAGUAUUCAGAUUUCAUACAAGCUGAGGUUCUUACAAGUGACACUUUAUUGUGGCAUAAUUUACAAGCAGCACAACAUUAGAAGACUGGGCUCAACCCAAUUAGGCACUGCUGCAAAGCAAUCUCCAUUCCCUUUAACUGGCUGCCCAGUCCAAUGUUCAACAACAGCAUCCAAAGGCUUGCAUCCACUGGCUAUAAGGCAGGAUCUACUGAUGCCGUGAAAACGGAAAGAGAUCAGCAAAUCUUCCCCUUGAUGCCUAGCCUCCCUUCUUGGUGCUCUUCUGCUCUCCCUGUGUGAGAGAGGCAGAUCUGAGACAUGCCUGAUGGGACAGACAAUGCUGCAUUCAAACAUAUCCUAUCCUCCCUGAGAAAGACUAUCUUGUCCCACAGUAGCACAAUCUUGGAAAUCCAAGAUUGGCUGGAGGCAGCACAGGUUUGGAAUAUGACUCCAAAUGUGUUAGCUAGUGCGCACACAGUACAAUAGGACUCCCAUAUCAGUGGGACCGAUACAGUUUCACCUGAACAAAUCCAACAAAGUAUGCCCUUUGAGGAAUUUUCAAGCUCCGUCAGGCAGGUUUAUGGUAGACUUCCACUGGAAGUUACUAGAGAAUCGUAUGGCUUGUGUAAAAAUUUCCUAGAGGAUGCUUGGUUGGAUGCAGGUGGAUGAAACGGAGUCUCGGUCCAUGUGACUCUAUAAUAACUUCUGGCAGAAAAUGAUCAUUUCACUAGGGGUCACUGCUACCCAGUUUUCACAGUAAGGUCAAGAACAUAUUCUGCACAGAUAUGGGAUUCAUACUGUACAUCAUGCAAGAGGCCUUCAAAGAAGUGUGUGUUUGGCAGUAGUGGGGUCCUGUAACAGUAUGAGAACACUAUGUUGUUGAAGGCUUUCAUGGCUGGAAUCGCUGGGUUGCUGUGAAUUUUCUGGGCUGUAUGACCAUGUUCCAGAAACAUUCUCUCCCAAUGUUUGUCCCAAAUCUAUGGCAGGCAUUCUCAGAGGUUGUGAGGUAUAUCUGAAACUAGGAAACUAUAUCUGUGGAAUGUUCAGGGUGGGUGAAAGAACUCUUGUCUGAGGCAAGUGUGAAUGUUUCAGUCAGCCAGCUUGAUUAGCACUGAAUAGCCUUUCAGUUUCAAGAUCUGGCUGUUUGCUGUCCAGUGGAAUCCUUUGUUGAGAGGUGUUAACUGGCCCUGAUAGUUUCUUGUCUGGAAUUCCCCUGUCUUCUGGCGGUUGUUCUUUCAAUGGCUUUCAAUGCCCACGUCAAACUGCACAGAGAAGCCAUUGAAAUCCACAAGCAUGUGAACAAUUUCAACAAAAAUGAAGAAACAAUGAAAAUGAACAAAAUAUGGCUACCAGAUUUUUAAAAACCUCUAAAAUCAGGACAGUAAAUAAAGAACACCACUCAGAAGACAGGGUAAUUCCAGACAAGAAACAAUCAGGCCCAGCCAACACCUCCCAACAAAGGAUUCCCCCAGACAGGAAGCAACCAGGCUUUGAAGCUGCCAGGCUAUUCAAUGUUAAUCAAGCUGGCCGAUUGCAACAUUCACCCUUGCCUCAAGCAGACAAGAGUUCUUUCUCCCACCUUGAAUAUUCCACAGAUAUAUAAACCCUACUUGCCUCACAACACCUCACAACCUCUGAGGAUGCCUGCCAUAGAUGUGGGCGAAACGUCAGGAAAGAAUGCUUCUGGAACAUGGCCAUAUAGCCCAGAAAACUUACAGCAACCCAGUAUGAGAGAAUCUAGUCAACACUGAAAUAGGGGGGCCUAGAGGUGACUCUUGUCCAGACAUGGGGGCUGUAUGCCACUUCCUUCAGUGCAGGUAGAAUGGAGUGAGUCAAAGAGCCUCUACCCAUGGGAUACUAGCCAUCACUAGUUAAUCUAUUUGGAAAGCUAUAAAAAUAUUGACUCUUGAGAGUGAACAGAUAAAUAAAUAAAACAGUCAUCCACAACAAACCCAAGAGUAAAGGAACUAUAAAUUAUCUGGUGCAUAUUGUCAGAAGAUUUAAGAGAACAACAUCUGCAUGUGUUGUUGAAAGCUUUCAUAGCUGGAAUCACUGGGUUGCUGUGAGUUUUCCGGGCUGUAUAGCCAUGUUCCAGAAGCAUUCUCUCCUGCUGUUUCGCCCACAUCUAUGGCAGGCAUCAUCACAACCUCUGAGGAUGCCUGCUAUACACCUGGGGGAAACGUCAGGAGGGAAUGCUUCUGAAACACAACCAUAAAGCCUGGAAAACUCACAGCAACCCAACAUCUGCAUGUUCAUCUUUUAAAGCUCCUAAAUCAUUCAGUGAAAAAGAAAACGGGAAUUUCCUGUUCAUGUGGUUUUUCCCCUUCUUGUGAUGAUUGCUUAAGAAAAGAGUGGCCUUAACAUUCUUUCUAUUGCUUGGGUGUGCAGGUGCUCUAGUAACAGCAGAUGCUUUUACAACGGGACUGUAACUUACAGCUGUGUGUCUUACUAGCUGAUUGAAGUUCACUAAUUCUUAAAUUAAUGAUGUACUCUGGGAUGAUAGAAAUGCUGUCAGACUCAUAGCUUCUUUCAAAUUCUUGCCAUUAAGUCGAAAAAAUAAAGUAUAUUUUUAAAACA